AUGGCCAACACGGUAGCAACACGAAGUCCCCCGAGUCGGCGCACGCCCUCGUCGCCCUCGCCGACGCCGACUUCGAACAUCACUAGGGGUGCUACAGCUCGCUCAGCAGCGUCUACACGAACGCCGUCUUCUCUGAGUUCCAAUUCAGCUCGACGGGCCUCAAUCAAAGCACCCUCAUCGCCGGUCGUGAAUGGGGAGACAAGGGAAUCUCUUUCUGCUGCAUUGAAGCAAGAGACUGAGCAGAGAGAACAGCUACUGGUGAAAUUGCAGGACAAGGACCAGACGAUCACAAAUUUAGGCGCAGAGAUAGAAAGUCUUACCUCCGUACUGCAUGCAGCCGAAACGCGUCUUAACGAAUUGUACGCUGAGCAAUCUCGCUCCGAGGCUGAACUGGUUCAGCAUAUGGACGUUGCAGAGAAAUUGCGCGCCCAGGUACGCGAACUAGAGAAGGAAAAGCGAGAUUUGCAGCGUCGGUAUAAUGAACAGACUGCCACAUUUGAGGCCGAGCGCCAGGCGUUCUAUGACAACGAACAGCAUCUCAAAUCUCGGAUACAGUCCUUGAUGCAGGCGCGUAAAAGGCCGGACCCUGAACCAGAGCCAGAACCCAUACCCGAGGAAGAGGAGGAAGAAUCUAUCCCAACUGUCAAAGAAGUAGAACCUAGGCAGGACUUUAAUGAUCCGGAGGCAGAGCCAGCAGAGAUGACUUCAAUGAGGCUUGAACUUUCGACGCUCUCGACAUCGUAUACGUCUCUCCAGAGCACUCUAGUUCUUCUCCAAUCACAGCUAGUUGAUUUGAAACGAGUCAAUAACGAACUGCAGGAGGACAAUGAGGGUUACAUGAUUCUCCUACGGGAGAGGACACUUAGCGGGCAAUUCAACUUGAUGCGCCAAGUUGGCGGGGGAUCUGACAGCAACGACGACGAUGACCGCGAAGAACUUGAAGGCAAUGACGAUCGGAGCUUGCACAGCACGGGUAGAAGUACCCUUAAUCCAGUCGACGAGGAACCAGAAGAGGAGCUCGAACACGACCUCGACAGGGACUUAUCUACCGCACAGCAUCCUGGCCGUCUACCAGGCCGCACAGGUCGUCGACGCGGCACCUCUGACUCUUCUGAUCGACGCCCACCCGGCGAAUCACUGGCCGACCUCCCCAUCACUGGACCCGGACUCGAUCUUGCCGCCGAACUUGGCCGCGCUGAGAACAAGGACCUGCUGGAAGACAAUCAGCUGGAUGACCAGCGCCCGCUUGGCAAGGCGAAACGAAACAAGAAGGGCACGGAUAGUAGAAAGGUGUCCGCCUCAGAGAGCGGCGGCUUGAUGUCGCCUAGCGAGGUUGAGUCACUACGAACCGAAGUGAAGUCUCUCAAGGAUGCGAACAAGGCCCUUUCAUUGUAUGCAUCCAAGAUCAUCGAUCGCAUCGUUUCUCAAGGGGGCUUCGAGCGGGUCCUUGCUGUUGAUUAUGAUGAAGCUUCGCCUACUCCCGUCGCCACCACAAUGCCAGCCUCCAUACCAAACUCGCCUGCUCCGGCCAAAGCCGCACCUAAGCCUCGGCCCCAGUCCGCCAUUAUCGGCCGCUCGUCCUCCAAUCCCACACCAUCCUCCGGUGAAGGCCACUCUCCAUCAUUCCCUCAUGUGCCGAAGCUAGACCCAAAGCCACCGGCUACCGGUGCGAAAGCGCAACGGCGUUCUAUGUCUUUCGAUUGGAAGAACUUCUCCCUUUUCAGUGCUGAGAAGAAGCCCGAAAAUUCCGCUUUGCGUCCACUAACCUUGAAGCCCGGUGCUAGCCCAGUGACUGGGGCAAGAAAGCUUGAUACACACGAAGACGAGGAUGACAGGAAGGAGCGCGAACGUUUGAAUGCAACAAUGAAGCUUAUGGGGAUUCAGCCAUCCCCUUCCCCUGUUGUCCCUCCGAGCCCUGUACUCCCUCCCGCAUCAAAUCCUGCUACUGCAAGUGCGAAUCCUAAUCGAAGGUUCUCAUUGUUCGGCUUUGGGUCAUCUGUGGACAAUUCGGAUGCCUCAUCCGCAAAGUCGACGCCUUCGUUGCAUGGCCCGUCAUCUUCAUCCGUUGGUCUCGGUAUUGGGAACACUCCCAACUUGACGCAAGAAGCUUUGGAGCAAGCUGAAGCUGUUAACAGUUUAGCUGCUUUGGACGCUCAGGAGCGUCAGCUUAGUGCAGAUAUGGCGCGUGGAAAUAGCGGUGGCUUCACGGAGAUAGUUCCUCGAAGUGGAAGACGAAGCCGUCGAAGUGCUGGUGGAAGUGGAAGCGGCAGCACCGUUUGGAGCGCGGGGAUGGGACGCGAAGAAGGGGAUGAUUCAUAA
Pleurotus ostreatus (oyster mushroom) is the source of this 2319-nucleotide messenger RNA. RefSeq lists its product as uncharacterized. The coding region runs from base 1 to 2319 and encodes 772 amino acids. Lineage: Eukaryota; Fungi; Basidiomycota; Agaricomycetes; Agaricales; Pleurotaceae. The transcript is spliced from 3 exons. The record is from RefSeq and is a predicted model, not a curated record.